AUGGUAGAGUUUGAAGGUUUGAGCGUUCCAAUAUCACACCUAGGUCGUGUCAUUCGUGUUGCCGGAGAAGUUUCGUUAAUGGGCCAUAAUCUAGAAACAACAACUGAACGCCUCACAGUACUGACGCAGUGCAACGCUCCUAUUGUAAAACUCCUAGCUAACUACAAGCACGGAAUCCUCCUUGUGAUAACUGAGGAAAAUAUGCUGAUCGAAUACCAAUUUAAUGAUGAAUACUGCCGUAGUAUGACAGAAUCAUUCAGGCUUAAAUUAGCUUCCCAGCUAAACGAACGUCCCUGUUUCAUUUGGGCCGGUGAAAUGGUACUUGCAAUGGCGCUUGGUGAAGGUGUGAUUCGAAUGUGGGACAUAAAAAAAGCUGACAAUUACACAUUGUCACCAAGGUCCACCAGUGACUUGCGUACUAAAAGCUCUACUACAAUCGAAAUACUGGCGUUUUGUCCCAAGCACGAGCUUCUAGCAGCUGGCAUGAGUGAUGGGCGUAUUGCGAUUUGGAAGCAUACGGAUGUGACACCUUCUCAUAACGCAUUCACUGCCGAAAAGGAUAUCCACAGUUACUAUUCCAAGACAAUGGAGCCUGUUUUUGGCACCUUUGAACCGGAGUCAUGUUGGCGUGCACAGCCUAUCAUCGACUUGUUCGUGAACCAUGCAGAAGAGCACCUCCGAGAUUCCUGCACAAACACAGCCAUCAGUGCGCUUGUCUGGGAUCCUACAACAGGCCUGAUGGCCGCCAGUUAUGGUUACUCUUCUGAUCCCGCAAAUGGUGAAGUUACAAUAUAUUACCCUGCUAGGUGGCUUUAA
Molecule: messenger RNA, 816 nt
Organism: Hydatigera taeniaeformis
Lineage: Eukaryota; Metazoa; Platyhelminthes; Cestoda; Cyclophyllidea; Taeniidae
Source: the annotation of a GenBank genome assembly